AUGUCGGACACCCAGCAAACGAGCGAGCUCUCCCAAAUCGCCAUCCCCACGCUCCCCUCGUUGGCGCCCGAGCUCCCCAAGCAAAACGGCUUGUGGUCGUCCAACCCAGUGUUCUCCUACUUGAACGAUGUCUACAUCAACAUCGCCGAGCACCGCAAGUCGUUAGGGUUGACCAACCCCGGCACCAUCGAGAACCUCACCAAGGAGGUCAACCGCGACGUGUUUUUGAGCCAGUACUUCUUCACCGGGUUGCGCGCGGACUUGAACAAGGCGUUCUCCUUGGACCCGGCUUUCCAGACCUCGCACACCUUGUCCAUGGGCUCCAACGUGUUGCCGCCCUACGCCUUCAGCGCGUUGUACGCCCGCGAGAACUUCUUUGUGCAGGGCAAUGUGGACAACGACUUCUCUUUCAGCGGCAAGGUCAACUACGGCUGGGACGCGCACAACAUCCUGAAGCUCACGUUGCAGAUUGCGCACGGCCAGCCGGUCAUGUGCCAGUUGGAGCAGGACUACCAGGCCAACGACUUCUCGGUGAACGUGAAAUCGUUGAACCCCUCGUUGUCGAACGGCGGCUUCUCGGGCGUAGCCGUGGCCUCGUUGUUGCAGUCCUUGACCCCCAAGUUCGCCGUGGGCUUGGAGGCCAUGUACUCGAGACAGGCCAUGUCUCUUCCCCCCGACUCGGCGGUCAGCUACUUUGGCCGCUACAACGCGGGCAAGUGGAUCGCCACCGCACAGGUCCAGGCCCAAGGUGCGUUGGUCGGAACGUUCUGGAGAAAGGUCAGCGACAGAGUGGAGGCCGGUUUGGAGACGCAGUUGAUGGCCUCCGUAAGACCCAUCACCGACUCCUUGAUGGGCACGCCCAUCGGGUAUGAGCCUGUUGUGGAGGGCCAGACCACCAUCGGCGCCAAGUACGAGUACCGCCAGUCUGUGUUCAGAGGCCAGUUAGACACGCUCGGCAAGGUCGGCGUGUUCAUGGAGAAGCGCGUGUUGCCCACGGUGUCCAUCUUGUUCUCCGGCGAGAUCGACCACCGCAAAAACGCGUCCAAGUUGGGUGUCGGCUUGCAGUUCGAGUCCGCCGGCAACGAGCAGUUGAUGUUGAUGCAGCAAGGCUUGGUCGACGCCAACGGCAACCCAGUCCCCGGCGCCCCUCAGUUGUAG
Molecule: messenger RNA, 1158 nt
Organism: Metschnikowia bicuspidata var. bicuspidata NRRL YB-4993
Lineage: Eukaryota; Fungi; Ascomycota; Pichiomycetes; Serinales; Metschnikowiaceae
Gene: TOM40
Product: Tom40p
Exons: 1
Coding region: 1-1158 (385 amino acids)
Biological process (GO): protein import into mitochondrial matrix
Cellular component (GO): mitochondrial outer membrane translocase complex; mitochondrial outer membrane
Molecular function (GO): transmembrane protein transporter activity
Source: RefSeq, a predicted model, not a curated record